Aaosphaeria arxii CBS 175.79 is the source of this 858-nucleotide messenger RNA. RefSeq lists its product as uncharacterized. The record is from RefSeq and is a predicted model, not a curated record. The transcript has 2 exons. NCBI's taxonomy places the organism in Eukaryota, Fungi, Ascomycota, Dothideomycetes, Pleosporales. The coding region runs from base 1 to 858 and encodes 285 amino acids.
AUGUCUCACUUGCGGCGAUUUUCGAUGCCUAGUAUUAGCGGUUACCAAGGUGCAACAAACUCAACCGGCAUCAACUCUCCCAACUGGCGUAUCCACGCGUGCGGUGUAGGAAGAAGUGUGGAGCCCCCAACACGUACUGGAGUCAUCAACGGUUCCAGUGAAAAUAUUGAACUUGCAGUAGCAACCUACCAACCGACAACAAUCAUCUCCAUCUCGGAGGAGCGCAACAACCCCGCCACCAGUCCCAUGAUCCCUGGAUUCCUUUCCCACAUUGAAAACCAUCUCGAUACAGCGGUCAUGCAGUCACGGGUUCUGCCCUACCUAGAGACCGUGGUUUUGAAGAUGGAAACGCUGGCUGACAUGCACUAUCUUAUAAUCAUCCUCGACACGCUCGGUGCUGUGAAAUCCCGCAAAUCCGUAUUCAAGAUUUCCUUCCCAGGCUUCUUCUGGUUCUCCGGAAUACUACACAAUAGAAAGGAGAAUCCGAUGCUAGCGUUCGCCACAACGCUCCCAAAUCUCAAGGAAAUGGCAAUCACCUUUCAUACGGCUGGUUUGACUGCCUCCAAGUACACUGAGCGUGAUCGUCUCUUGAUGGAGGACGACGGAUACCUAGAGAUGUCUAAGCAGCUCCGAGUGCUGCACCUGAGUGAGCUCAUCAACCGCUAUGGACUACAAGACCUUUUCCGGUGUAGGAGUCUUGAAGCGGUGCAUCUCGAAUGCAUCGAGAGCGAUAUCGUUGCUUACCAUGUUGGCGAGGAUGACCCUACUCGUCCUUUCUACGAACUUGUUCAGUACAUCCGGACGGUGUUCAAGGAUAGAUUCGACCAGAACGUUGCUGUCACUACUAGGUUUAUCUAG